This is a messenger RNA of Drosophila willistoni, 1555 nucleotides long. RefSeq names its product aladin. Gene Ontology annotation, cellular component: nuclear pore. Gene Ontology annotation, molecular function: protein binding. Gene Ontology annotation, biological process: nucleocytoplasmic transport. NCBI's taxonomy places the organism in Eukaryota, Metazoa, Arthropoda, Insecta, Diptera, Drosophilidae. The transcript has a single exon. Bases 103 to 1458 code for a protein of 451 amino acids. The record is from RefSeq and is a predicted model, not a curated record.
CAAAUUGAUGCUAGUAUUAGUGAUUUGGGGAAUUUUCAUUUAUUUAUUAAUAUUUUAUUGAGUAAGUUCGUUUGAGUUGAACUAAUUUUCUAUAAUUUAGAAAUGGGUCAGAUUGCAUUGAUUGGACAGAUUGAACUGGCUUACGAACGGCAACGCUAUGCAAUGCGCUGUAGAUUUAAUUCCAUGUGGGCAAAACUAAAGCGAAAGUAUGAAAAUUUUAGUAAAUGGAUAUAUCCACACGUUGAAUACAUACAUGAGCUGUGGUUGGAUUACGUUUUUGAUGAAGAUCCUGUUAAAACAGGCGAAGAUUUGGAGGCAGCUAGCGAGAUACGCGAUUGGAAGAAGGCGUCCAUACGAUUUCUUGCCCUCCAUCCAUGCAGUCCUUUCAUAUAUGUCGCUUUGGCCACAAGAAUGGAUACGGUGUUGCUCUUGCAUGAAAAUGAAUUAACGUGCACUCAGUUUAAGGAUCACGCAAAUCAAAGGGACAUUACCUGUAUGGCCUUCCGCAGCUUUACAUGCUUUGAGCUGGCGGUGGGUUGUGCCGCAGGGAUAUGUCUUUGGAGCCGGAACAAGGAUCGGUACACCUUAAGAAUGCUCACCGAUAAACGACAUGUGUAUGUCACUUCCUUGGCGUGGGCUGAAAAUGGCUUAAUUUUAAUCAGUGCUUCCUUGGGCUGUGGAAACAUAAUUUUCUGGCAGCCGGAAAUGGGAGAGAAAAUGCGUUUCCUGUUGGGUGGUAGAAACGGGUUUUCCCUACUGAGCUAUACCCCAGAUCCUGGGUUUAUAUUUUAUGCUUACAGCGAUGCUGGAGCUUCAUUCUGCAAAUAUGAUGGCAUGAAACUAUUUGAAGGGACAAACAUUUUGUCAGAGAAACGCAUACAAUCGAGCACGUGGACACAGUGCGGAUCUCAUUUAUUCUUCGUGGAGAAGGAUAGCUGCUUACUCUAUGCCUGUGUUGCUUUUCCCGAUGAGGGUGUCGUUUUAGAUCCAGACGUCUUGUGGAAGCCUCAGGUAGUGGCUGAUUUGGAUCGUGUUACCUGUUCUGGUCAGCACAGGGCCUGUGGUCACAUUCAGUCUAUUGCCAUAGAUCCAUUAGACAUAUACAUGGCCAUUAUUUUCAAGAAUCAGCCUUUUGUGCUAAUCUGCUUCUUGGCUUUAUCGCAAGUUUUACCAGUAAGAAUCUUGCCGCGAAACUAUGUCACAUAUAAUGGUAAUUCCACGGAGAAGGAGCAAGUCUAUCCGACUUGCGUGAAAUUCACCGUCUGCCAAUCGAAACCUGUACGUUCAUUAGUCAUUGCUUGGUCCACGGGGCAGUUGCAGCGACUUGUCUAUAACGCCCAAAGUCCUGAGGAGGCUCUAAGUCGCAUGUCAACCAAUUCGAAUCUGAAUCAACUAAAGUGGACGAAUUAUUUGACUAUUGGAUAUGGACCAGAAUCGGAAAUGGUUGUUUUCAAAUGAAAGUUGAUGUUAAUGUUAAAUUAAGUUAAUUAUGUUUGUGAUUAGUUAUUGUUGAAUUUAAAUUUUUGUUAAUCGCAUGAACGAGCAAAUUAAAAGA